Messenger RNA from Scophthalmus maximus (turbot), 2467 nucleotides. RefSeq names its product RAP1 GTPase activating protein b (gene rap1gapb). Gene Ontology annotation, biological process: regulation of small GTPase mediated signal transduction; activation of GTPase activity. The record is from RefSeq and is a predicted model, not a curated record. Gene Ontology annotation, molecular function: GTPase activator activity. Gene Ontology annotation, cellular component: cytoplasm. The coding region runs from base 122 to 2398 and encodes 758 amino acids. Lineage: Eukaryota; Metazoa; Chordata; Actinopteri; Pleuronectiformes; Scophthalmidae. The transcript has 26 exons.
ACAAAGAGAGCAGAGGUGCAUGGUAAAACAAACGGAUAGCGAAAAAAGGAAGAGGAAUGACUGAUGUUCUGUAGAACUGUUUUCACCACCGGGGAGUCUCGUCCGUCCGCCGCGCAGCAGGAUGCCUCAGAGGAAGAGGAGUUUAACAUUCGGAGCUUACGGAGGGGUUGACAAGAGCUUCUCCAGGACCAGAACCUUAUGGAAACAAGAUGGAAGGAUUCCUCGUAUCUCUGAUGAAGUAGAGCCCUCAGCAGCACGCUCCCACCCUCCAUUUCCUCUUCCCUCACUUUCAAAGACCUCGGAGCUGUUUGCCAUGGUCGAGCGGCUGCAGGGUUUCAGGAUGGAUGAGCAGAGGUGCCCCCUCCCUCCCCCGCUCAAAACAGAAGAGGACUACAUCCCUUAUCCCAGCGUCCACGAGGUGCUGGGUCGCAGUUUCCCGUUCCCGCUCAUCCUGCUGCCGCAGUUCGGGGGCUACUGGAUCGAGGGGACCAAUCACGAGCCCAGAGAGCCGCCGGAGGCCGAGCAACCCGCCUGCCCCGCGUCCCACGUCAAACUGGAGACGAACAGCACCGCCAAGAUCUACAGGAAGCAAUUCGUGGGCAAGGAGCACUUUAAUUAUUACACCAUGGACGCGGCCCUGGGCCACUUGGUCUUCUCCAUGAAGUACGACGUCAUCGGGGAUCAGGAGCAUCUGCGCUUGAUGCUUCGCACAAGGAUGAGAACCCACCACGAUGUCAUUCCCAUUUCCUGCCUUACCGAGUUCCCCAACGUGAUUCAGAUGGCCAAGCUGGUUUGCGAAGAAGUCAACGUGGACAGGUUCUACCCCGUCCUCUACCCGAAGGCGUCGCGGCUCAUCGUCACCUUCGACGAGCACGUGAUCAGCAACAACUUCAAGUUCGGCGUCAUCUACCAGAAGUUUGGCCAGACUUCGGAGGAGGAGCUGUUCGGGAACAUGGAAGAAAGUCCCGCCUUCGUGGAGUUCCUGGAGUUCCUGGGCCAGAAGAUCGAGCUCCACGACUUCAAAGGGUUUCGGGGCGGGCUGGAUGUCGCUCACGGGCAGACGGGCACGGAAUCCUACUACACAAGUUUCCAUAAUAAGGAGAUCAUGUUCCAUGUGUCCACCAAGCUGCCGUACACAGAGGGAGACUCGCAGCAGCUGCAGAGGAAGAGGCACAUAGGCAACGACAUCGUGGCCGUCGUGUUCCAGGAGGAGAACACGCCCUUUGUGCCGGACAUGAUCCAGUCCAACUUCCUGCACGCGUACGUGGUGGUGCAGGUGGAGAGCGCGUGCACGGAGAACGUCACCUACAAGGUGUCGGUGACAGCGAGGGACGACGUGCCCUUCUUCGGGCCCGCCCUGCCUGACCCCGGCAUCUUCAGAAAGGGCCCCGACUUCCGCGAGUUCCUCUUCACUAAGCUCAUCAAUGCGGAGUACGCCUGCUACAAGGCGGAGAAGUUUGCCAAGCUGGAGGAGCGCACGCGCUCGGCCCUGCUGGAGACUCUGUAUGAGGAGCUGCACAUCAACAGCCAGUCCAUGAUGGGUCUCGGUGGGGACGACGACAAGCUGGAGAACGGAGGCGCCGGCGGAGGUGGAGGCUUCUUUGAAUCCUUCAAGCGGGUCAUCCGCAGCAGGAGCCAGUCCAUGGACGCCAUGGGCCUCAGUAGCAAGAAGUCACACACAGUCUCCACUAGUCACAGUGGCAGCUUUACCCACAAUCCCGCAGAGAGCCCCAAAACCCCGGGGAUUUCAUUGCUUGUCCCGGGGAAAAGUCCCAGUAAAUACGGACGUCGAGGCAGUGCCAUAGGGAUAGGAACAAUAGAAGAGUCAUUGAUCCUUCCUGGGAAGAGCCCGACCAGGAAGAAGUCCGGGCCCUUCAGCUCCCGUCGCAGCAGCGCCAUUGGCAUCGAGAACAUCCAGGAGGUCCAAGAGAGGAGCCGGGAGGUGUCACCCAGCCCCCAGAGGACGUCCGACAGCAGCCACUUGUGGCAGGAGAGUAAAUCGGACAACUCCUCCAAUCACAGCUCCCCAGAGUUUGCCGCCACCAAGAACAGUUUGGCGAUGUGUUACAGGGCGCCGUCCAUCCCCGAGGCGCAGGACCUCUCCCGAUCCUCCUCCAACGCCAGCAGCUUUGCCAGCGUGGUCGAGGAGCACGAGGACGAGCAGGAGGCCGAGGACGAGGACGACACGGGACAGGAGAGUGUGUCUUGUGUCACGCCGCUCAAGAGGGACUCGCUUGUGUACGGCUCCGGCGCGGAGGACACCAGCCAGGCGGGUUUUCCAGCCGCCCGUCCUCCGCAGCGACCGGACGGAGGGAAGACGCCGGAGCCGAGAGGGACGGACGGCCGGCCCGAGACGGAGCGGCCCCCGCAGGAGCAAAAGUCCUCGUCGAGCUGUUAGCUACAACCCAAGUGAUCGCAACAUCAACGUCCAUUGUCAGCAUUCCCAUCAGAGGCAUUUGCCCUCCAA